This is a messenger RNA of Ailuropoda melanoleuca (giant panda), 2389 nucleotides long. RefSeq names its product RNA pseudouridine synthase domain containing 2 (gene RPUSD2). The transcript is spliced from 3 exons. Gene Ontology annotation, biological process: enzyme-directed rRNA pseudouridine synthesis. The record is from RefSeq and is a predicted model, not a curated record. Gene Ontology annotation, molecular function: RNA binding; pseudouridine synthase activity. The coding region runs from base 33 to 1670 and encodes 545 amino acids. NCBI's taxonomy places the organism in Eukaryota, Metazoa, Chordata, Mammalia, Carnivora, Ursidae.
CACCGCGACCCAGGAUCUGGGACCUGGUUGUCAUGUGGUUGGGCGGCUGCCCGUGGCUCCCAGUUCUUCUGCAAGGGUACCUCAACCUCCGGCGCCUCAGCGCUGCCAGGAUUUGGGGUAGUUGUUGGGGUUCGAUGGCGGAAACACUCUCGACUGGGGCCGAGGCAGCGACCGGGCUGAGGGCUCUGGCUCAACAAAACGGAGACGCUAGGGGCGACGCGAGGGGUGAGCGGCCCUCCGGGAGCCCGGAGCCGGCCCCGGAGGACGGGAAGCAGACCCCACUGAGCGAGGAGCGGGCCCCGAUUGCAGCUUCGGGCCCAGGCAAGCGUAAGAAGCGACGGGACGCCACCAGGGAGCGCGUCGUGCCACCCCCGAAGAAGCGGCGGGCGGGGGUGAGCUUCGGCGAUGAGCACUUUGCAGAGACCAGCUACUACUUCGAAGGCGGCCUGCGCAAAGUGCGGCCUUAUUACUUUGACUUCCGGACCUACUGUAAAGGCCGCUGGGUGGGGCACAGCUUGCUGCACGUCUUCAGCACAGAAUUCCGAGCCCAGCCCCUGGCCUACUAUGAGGCCGCAGUCCGGGAGGGGCGCCUGCAUCUCAACGAGGAGCCGGUGCAGGACCUCAGCAUUGUGCUCAAGGACAAUGACUUCUUGAGGAACAGAGUGCACAGGCACGAGCCACCAGUCACAGCAGAGCCCGUCCGCCUGCUAGCUGAGAAUGAGGAUAUGGUGGUUGUAGACAAGCCUUCUUCCAUUCCUGUCCACCCUUGUGGCCGCUUCAGACACAACACUGUCAUCUUCAUCCUGGGCAAGGAGCACCAACUCAAGGAGCUACACCCAUUACAUCGGCUUGACCGCCUUACCUCCGGGGUCCUCAUGUUUGCCAAGACAGCGGCUGUCUCAGAGAGAAUUCAUGAGCAGGUUCGAGACCGGCAGCUGGAGAAGGAGUACGUGUGCCGGGUAGAGGGGGAGUUCCCUACUGAGGAAGUGAUCUGCAAGGAGCCCAUCUUGGUGGUAUCUUACAAGGUAGGGGUGUGCCGCGUAGAUGCUCGGGGCAAGCCCUGUGAGACAGUGUUCCAGAGACUGAGCUACAAUGGACACUCCAGUGUGGUGCGGUGCCGGCCACUCACAGGCCGCACUCACCAGAUCCGAGUCCACCUCCAGUUCCUGGGCCACCCCAUCCUCAAUGAUCCCAUCUACAACUCAGUUGCAUGGGGCCCCUCCCGGGGCCGGUGCGGCCAUAUUCCCAAGACAGAUGAGGAACUGCUUCGGGACCUUGUGGCAGAGCACCAGGCCAAACAGAGCCUGGAUGUGCUAGAUCUCUGUGAGGGCGAUCUGUCCCCAGGACUCAUAGACUCUACAGCUCCCUCCUCAGAGCUAGGCAAGGACCACCUAGAAGAGUUGGCUACAUCUGCCCAGAAGAUGGAUGGAGCAGUCAAGGCAGCUCCUCAGAAUCUGGACACAAUGGCCUUGGCACCAGAGAAGACAGCUGAAACAGAUGUUGUGAAUCAAGAGAUAGACCCCCUUUGUGCAGAGUGCCGGCUGGUGCGACAGGACCCCUUGCCCCAGGACCUUGUGAUGUUCUUGCAUGCUCUGCGCUAUAAAGGGCCAGGGUUUGAGUACUUUUCACCCAUGCCUACCUGGGCACAGGAUGACUGGCAAGAAGACUGAGGGCUAUGGCCAGUGGAGGGACUGCUGCUUGAAUUGGAAGAGGAAUGGGCCAUGGAGUAGGAGCUGACCUCAUGGGCUGGUACUCAGGGUUUCUACAGAAGUGAGGUUGGGCUCUUAGGAUCUCUUUAUACUCUCUACCUCCUCCUUUCCUCUCCCUCUAGCUAGAGUUAGGGAGCUUGUUGGUUUGUAAAUAUAUCCCUUUUUUUGACACCUUGUAUGUCUGGUUUUCUUAAUUUUUUUUUAAAUUGAGGUAAAAUUCACGUAAUGUACAAUUAACCAUCUUAAGAUACACAGUUUAGUGAAUUUAGUACAUUCACAAGGUUGUGCAAGCAUCACCUCUUGUCCAGUUUGAAAACAUUUCCAUCACCCAAAGGAAACCCAUACCCAUUAAACAGUCACUCUUCAGAUCCCCUUUCUCCUAGCUCUAGUGACCAUUAAUCUACUUUCUGUCUCUAUGAAUUUGCCUAUUCUGGACUUUUCAUAUAAAUCGAAUCAUACAGUAUAUGACUUUUAUGUCUGUCGUCUUCUGCUUAGCGUAAUGUUUUUAAGGUCUGUCCAAUUUAUAGCAUGUAUCAGUACUUCAUUCCUUUUUCUUUUUCUUUUUCUUUUUUUAAGAUUUUUAUUAGAGACUUUCAAUGGGUAUGGGAUUGUUCUCAGUUCUUUUUUUUUUUUUUUUAAGAUUUUAUUUAUUUGACAGAGAAAGAGACCGUGAGAGGGAA